AUGCAUAAAGUACGUCGCAAAGCUUUAUCCCCAUUACUAUGUGAUCAAAAGUGUACUAUGACAUCUGUUUAUAUGGAAACAUAUCCCAAUGAACGUUUAUUAAUAUAUGAUAAGCGAAAAAGUACUUGUGGAGGAUGUUUAAUAAUGUUUGCGUCAGAUGAACAACUGAAUGUAUUAUUCAAUUCUGAUGUAUUAUUUGCUGAUGGCACAUUUAAAAUAUCUCCAAAACUAUUCGUGCAACUGUGUAUUUGUGUUGGAAUGCAGCAUGGAGAAGGUAUGUAUGUUCUUUUUCUUUCUUUCGAAUCAGUCAUCUGUAUAUGUCAGAGAAAAAAAGCAAAAACAGCCUAUGGAUAUCACUGAGGGACAUGCCGCAUACAAAACGAACAGAUAUAAGAAGAAAUAGGUGGCAUCGUCUACUGUUAACUAAAAUAGUCUUAUAUGAGAUCGAAAAUAAAUUUUGUUUUGAUUCAUUCUUUUUACUUAUUUUAGCUGUGCCAGUUUGUUUCAAUUUAAUAUCUAACAGGCCACAUGAAACAUAUGAGGCCAUUUUUCGAUGCUUGAAGAAAAUAGCCUCUAAAAAUGUGUUGCUGUUAAACCAGCAAUGAUUGUAUGCGAUUUCGAAAGAUAAUUUAUAAACGCGGUUUUAAAAGAAGCAUGUCAAUAACUGGUUGUUGGUUUCAUUUUUGGCAAUGUUGUUAUCAUGGGUUUAGCUCUUCUAUUAGUUUAUUAGAUUCGUGUAGUUUUUAAAAUUUUAAAAGAAAAAGUAGGAACUUUUUCUCAGAAAAUCAAAUAAAAACAUUUGUAUCAUACUUUCAAAACAAAUAACUUUACUGAAGGUAUCGGGGAAUGACGUAGUGGUUUUAUACAUCUGAACUUUCGAGAUCAGAAGGUUCGAUUCCUUCCCCUGGCAAAAAUGUGUAAUUGGCAUAUAAAUCUACAUUAUCGAAAAAGAAGAUUACCAACUACUUGAUUAUAUGUACACGACGAUUACAUCAUUGUUUUCUUUGUAUUGUUUGUGAUUAUUGCGUCCUUUCUUCUAUUUCUCUUUUUUUUUAUUCUUUACUACCACUCUAUCUUCUAUGAACAAAUGUACUGAUAGGAUCUGAUGGUCACAGUCUGAAGUAUAAUAAAAAAAGAGCUUGGCCGAAGGUAAAAUGAACCUUCUAUGUUCGAUCGUUCACAUUUUAGCACAGAACAGAAGAUCUUUCUUGCGUGUUAUUCAACGAUACCCACAUAUGUCGAGAUUUAUACAAUGUUCGAAACGGAAAGAGAGCGUUGUAUCUCAUAGAAUGAUUCAAAUAGGUUUAGGCUUUUGCUUUUCAUUAAAAAGAAAUUCUGCUUUUAAUCCUUUGUUUUCCUAACAUCUUAACUGUACAUUCUCUGAUUGAAUAUUUAAACCACAAACUACCGCUAAAAUUACAGAUAUGAGUAGGUUCUUCUUUUAUUUUGGACCCAUAACUUGAUUUCAUGCCAUCAAAAUUACUUCUAUAUUGAUUUCUACUAUCGUGCAUCCUUAGUGCAGUUCUUCUCUUUUGAAUUCAUCAUCUUGUCGUUCAACUUUAUGAGAAUUUGCUCGUCUUCUAUUGUCUAACAAGCGAAACUCAUUAUCAACCCCGUCUUUCUCUCAUUCUCCUAGUCAUCUCAGAAUUUUUUUGCGAUGUAGAUCUUCUUUUUAGCUUCGGCAUUUGUUUUUGAACUAGUUCAAACAGUACUUUUAAUGCGACUGAUUUUAUCCAGGCCAUAUAUAGAUAAUGAAGUAAUAUAUGAUGUAAUUAGUCGUUAAACCCAUGAAUAAAACAAAUUCUCAUUCAGAUUACGCACGUGUAUAUACCAAGUACAGUUACUUCUUAGUGAGAUAAACAAUGAAAGUUUCUUUCUAGACAAAUCUUCGUUAAAACUUGGUGAAGAUGUACUUCAUACGAAGUAAGAAACUCUCAACAAUAUCAAAAAUAUUUUAAUAUUUUUACAAGCAUUUCAUUUGGU
This is a messenger RNA of Adineta steineri, 1983 nucleotides long. The record is from the annotation of a GenBank genome assembly. NCBI's taxonomy places the organism in Eukaryota, Metazoa, Rotifera, Eurotatoria, Adinetida, Adinetidae.